Molecule: messenger RNA, 3418 nt
Organism: Anthonomus grandis grandis
Lineage: Eukaryota; Metazoa; Arthropoda; Insecta; Coleoptera; Curculionidae
Exons: 2
Coding region: 554-2074 (506 amino acids)
Biological process (GO): DNA integration
Molecular function (GO): nucleic acid binding
Source: RefSeq, a predicted model, not a curated record
GACACUGGGCAUUCAGUGGCUUCCAAAAUCAGAUAUUUUAAAAUAUAACAUUAAGAAGAUUACAAUUGACAAGGGUCCAAUUACGAAAAGAUCCAUAUUAUCUUUCAUUGCUCAAAUUUAUGACCCGUUAGGGCUUCUGAGCCCAGUAAUAAUUAUUUCUAAAAUAAUUAUUCAACGAUUAUGGUCUCUUAACAUUUCUUGGGAUAGCUCUAUUCCACCAGAGUUAGAAAAACUAUUUUUACACUUUCAAAAGGGCCUCUCUAGUAUUGCCCAGUUUAUUAUACCAAGAAAUGUGCUGACAUCUAGUUUUACACUAAUAGAAAUUCAUUGCUUCUGUGAUGCUUCUAAAGAUGCAUAUGCUGCCUCAAUCUAUUUACGUUGCAAGAACAGUGAUAAUCAAUUUGAAAGUCAACUGUUAUGUGCCAAAAGUAAAGUUUCCCCCCUGAAGUUAAUCACAAUUCCCAAACUAGAACUUUGUGCUUGUUUACUAGGUGCACAAUUAUUAAAUGUAGUCAGAAAUGCAAUUUCUUUCCCAGAUAAUGUGUCUAUUUUUAUGUGGUCUGACUCACAGGUAGCACUUAGUUGGACUAAAACCGAUCCUAGUCUUUUAAAAAUGUUUGUUGCCAAUCGAGUAGCUAAAAUACAAUCAUUAGUUGAUAUUAAUACCUGGCAAUACAUAAAUACAAACCACAAUCCAGCAGACUUAGCCUCUAGAGGCUUAGAUGCUGACAAGUUGGUGAAGGCGAAAAUUUGGUGGAUGGGCCCAGAGUUUUUAAAAUAUUCUAACUCUGAGUGGCCUGUAGAGAAUUUUAAUAUACCUAGGCAUGAGCUGCCAGAGAUUAAGCGAAAAUCUCUUAUUUUUAAAUCUGCAAAUUAUGACAGUAUUUUUUCUCAAUUUUCAAGUCUUGUAAAAUUAAAAAGAGUUGUGGCAUUAUGUAUACGGUUUUUCAACAAUUUAAAAAACAAAAGGCAUAAUAAAUGUAAAACAGGUAUCUUGACUAUUGAAGAAUUAGAUUAUGCUAACAUAAUGUUAAUAAAAUUGGCCCAGUCUAAAUCAUUUGACUCAGAGUUAAAAAUCUUAGCUAAGCACAAAAAUCUAGAUACAAAACCUAGACUUUUAUCUCUGUCUCCAUUUAUGGACGAAAGGGGAAUUUUGCGCGUAGGUGGGCGUUUAAGAACUACGUACUUACCUUACAAUUUUAAACACCCGAUUCUAAUCAGUUCUGAACAUCCACUUACUAAAUUAAUAUUUGAACACAAACACCAAUAUUUGCUCCAUCCUGGUCCCCAAUUAUUGCUUGCAUCUGUUAGGCAAUUUUAUUAUCCCAUUGGUGGUCGCAAUUUAGCCAAGAAAACUGUUAAAAAGUGUAUAACAUGUUUUAAAUUUAACCCUACACCGGCGGUGUAUCCAAUGGGAGGGCUCCCAAAUAAUAGAAUUAAAACUAGUUUUCCUUUUGAGACUACUGGGAUUGACUAUGCAGGUCCAUUUUUUAUUUUGAAUAAACCAGUUAGAGGGGCAAAGCUUGAUAAAAGCUAUUUAGCAUUGUUUGUUUGUUUUUGCACAAAGGCUGUGCACUUAGAAAUCGUUAAUGAUUUAACAAGUGAAUCAUUUUUAGCAUGUUUAAAAAGAUUCAUUGCGAGAAGGGGUCUACCAGCUACUAUCUAUUUAGAUAAUGGUAGCACCUUUCGAGGAGCUAAUAACGAGUUAAGAGACCUUGGCAUGUUUCUGCAUAAAAAUCAAAACUUUAUCGUUAAUUCGACGAGUAAUGACAAUAUUAAAUGGGUGUUUAUUCCCCCAUAUUCUCCUAACUUUGGUGGGUUAUGGGAGUCUGCUGUCAAAAGUGCAAAACACCAUUUGAAAAGAACUCUUGUCAAUAGGAAUGUCACUUUUGAAGAACUCAAUACAUUGGUAAUUCAAGUAGAGGGAAUAUUAAAUUCCAGGCCACUCUUUUCCCUAUCUGACAAUCCAAAUGACCUCCUUCCUAUUACUCCAUCCCAUUUUCUCAUCGGUCGACCCAUAUAUUAUCCUCCUGAACCUGACCUGCUUAAUGAGAAAUCCAGUCACCUGACCUGACCAGAAGCAUGUACAAAGGUUGGUCCAACAAUUUUGGAAGCGGUUUUCGAGCCAUUACAUCUCCCAGCUGCAGCGCCAAUACAAAUGGAAAGAAUCGCCCACUACAAUCAAAAAUGGAACCUUGGUCCUCAUUAAGAACGAUGCCAAACCUCCAUUUAGAUGGCCUUUGGGGCGAGUCCUACGUCUUCAUGCUGGCAAGGAUGGAAUUCAUCGAGUAGCCGAAGUCCAGACAACAAAUGGAACCACCACUCGAUCCGUACGUCAUUUGUGUCCACUACCAAUCCAAGAAGAAGUUGACAGCUAAUAAGUCAGGCCUACUGACCUGAGGAGUGACGGGUUUUAGUUUUUGAAUAAUUAUUUAGUUUUAGUAAUUUUGAUUUACAUGUUUUUUCAACUUUGUAUAUUUUGAAGGUGCCCUUCAAAAGGGGGAGUAUGUACAAUUUUGUUUUAUCACAACCCUAAGUAUAACGGUUUUUUUUGUACAACCCUACGUCAAGUCUGUCUGUCAAAGAUAUGUCGUGUGGGUCUUAUUCCUGUCAAUGUCUGUUGCUUUGGGUGCUCUGUCUGACCAUAACGUGUACCGAAUAAAUCGAUUUAAAAAUCUUCAACCAAAGUAUUUUUUAUUGAAGAAUCCAUCAUCCAGUUACAACAAAAAGAAAUUAGACACAGAACCAGCUGAAAUUCCAUCCAAUAUUCAGGACUUUGACUAACAUAUAAUCAAUAAAGAAAAGUAGAAGUGAAGAAUUUGAAUAGGACCUGAUUCUCUCAAUCCAAUAGGUCCCCAUGACGCUUUAGUAACUGCAAAUUUAGCAUCCAAGGCUCCCUUACAAUAAGGAAAAAUUAAUUAAAUUAAUAAGUUUAAAAUUUGAAAAAGGAACAGACCACGCCAUCGGUGAAAACUCGAAUAAUCAUAUAAAAGGACUACCUUGGUGUAUCUUGCUUUCGUGGUUGUGUCGAUCUCCGGCCACUAAAUCCCAAGCCGACCGGCUAUUUCCAGAUACUUCACUUAUUAAUUUUGUAUGAAUGGCUCCACCAUUGGCCCAAUUUUGGAAAUUUGACUAAGCGAAUGUUGUACCAUAUUACAUGGCGCAAUAUUUAAAUAUUAAAUUUCGAAAUGAAUAAUACUUUAACACAGCAUACGUUCAAAUAUAAUAAUUUUUGUUGUCAUUAUUAAACAUUUAUAACUUUACGAUUAAAGACAUAAUAACAUUUCUGAUUAAGACCUAUUAUCUCUUUCUGUGCUUAGAGUGUAUUAGAAAUGUGUACAUAAUUUGACUUAUAGUUCAUCUUUGGCUAAAAUCGGUAUACUAUCUUGCAUAAUUUGGAGUCUUGCAUAGUUCGGCA